UCAGCGUAGGAUAUAGUAAGUGCAAUUUUUAAAUGUAUUAAUUUUUAUAAAUUAGUUAACUAGGAACCCAAUUAUGGUGCCUUAAACAAACAAACAAACAAAAAAAAUAUUUACGUAAUAAGAACAAAAUAUGAAAAGAUCCGCUUCAGAUGAAAUUUCGGAAAACAAUGUCUUUAAGAUUUUAAUUAGGCUAUAGUUAAUGGUGGUGGUGCCAAAAAGUCACCAAGUCACUAAUCAGCCUGAGCUUAAACGAAAAGCUAAGAUUUUAAACUACUGAGAAGACAUUAGGCUUCUCUUAUGAGUUUUUUUCCCAUGUAAAUGACUGCCAGUAUGCCUAUAUUUGCUGUUUGUUUACAAAGUUCACGUGCAAAAUAGCCAGGUGCAAUCAUUUCACAUCCAGUCGCCUCUUGCCGAGCUCUGCCCUCAGGCGGAGAUGAAUUUUAUUGGUUCAGCGGGUCGCGUGAAAGGUGUAAAUGAAAACUGUUUAGAAGACAGUGCGCGCGCCCCCCCUUUGAGGAAGAUUGUCAUGUGACAACACAGAGAACACUUGAAGAGACAGAAAAAGGAGGACAGAAGCGCAGCGACUUUAGCACACACACACACAGAGAACUCCGAGUGAGGCCAUGAGAGACUUUGAGAUUUUGAUUUUAUGCUGAAGUUUAGCUAGCAAUUUACGAAUGGACAGCAUUUCACAAACUCCUAAAACAAACGAAUAAAACGCACUGCAUAAUUUACUCAAAAGUUUUUACAAGAAUGGAUAUUAAGUGAGUGUCAACUGAGGCACCUGUAUAAGAUGUCUGACUUUUCACUUCGGAUCACUGUGAGAUUUUCAACAAACUCGGAGUGUUUUGAAGCUCUUCAUCACUGACUCUGUGAACUUAAGGUAGGCUGAUUCAGUUAGGAAAAUGCCUCGUCCUGGAAGAAACACGUACAGCGACCAGAAGCCGCCGUAUUCGUAUAUUUCGCUAACCGCUAUGGCCAUUCAGAGUUGCCCGGAGAAGAUGCUCCCGCUCAGCGAAAUCUACAAGUUCAUCAUGGACAGGUUUCCUUAUUAUCGAGAAAACACGCAGCGCUGGCAGAACUCCCUGCGCCACAACCUUUCCUUCAACGACUGCUUCAUUAAGAUCCCGCGGAGACCGGACCAGCCGGGGAAAGGCAGCUUCUGGGCUCUCCAUCCCAACUGCGGUGAUAUGUUUGAAAACGGGAGCUUCUUGAGGCGCCGCAAGAGAUUCAAAGUGAUGAUAACCUCCGAACACCUGCAAAAACCCUCAGACGCGGCGCAUUACCUCCAGCAACAAGCAAAACUCAGAAUGACCGCUUUAGGGACACAUCUACCUCAGAUGACCAGCUACAACUUAAGUGUGUCACAACCCUCUACUUUCAAACAUCCUUUUGCCAUUGAAAAUAUAAUUGCCAGAGAUUACAAAAUGCCAGGAAGUCUUGCUUUCUCUACCAUGCAGUCCAUGUCUACGGGUUAUCAAAUACACAAUCAGUUGACCACGGCUUGGCCCCACAUGUAUAGCAGUAAUGUGAUAGACGCUGAGUAUACUGCCUAUGGAGUACCACUCAAAUCCCUGAGUCAUGGCGCGCAAAGUUUACCGGCGAUCCCUGUGCCAAUCAAACCCGCCCCAGCUCCGGUUCCGUCCAUCUCGACGCUGCCGGCGCGCCUGCCAGCGUUCCUCUCCGGCUCUCCACAGUCCCUGAGCCCGACAUCUCCCAGCCAGAGCAGCCCUGCCACACCGAGCCCGACCUCACUGCUCCAUUCGGUCGCCGUGCACUGUCAAGAGGUCACUUAAAACUUUAAGUGGGACUUGAAACUUUUCUUACACAUCCACCCGACAAAAAGGCAAGACAAGAAAACACACACAAAAAAUAUAUCUCUAAAAUUAUAGAAGUUGACUUGUUUAAAUUUUCUCGAAAAACAGUGUUAAGUUUGAUUAUAGCUCAAUUUUCCUAUGACAUAUGUCAUUAGGCUACCUCAUAUUAGUUCAAGUUCUUAUUGAAAAAUGCACAAUGGACAAUGAAAAUGUUAGAAGAAAGCAUAAAGAGUUUAGGACAGUAUAUGAUUAAAGUUUAUGAAUUAAAAUAUACGAUCAUUCUCUAUGUAGAUAAUUUUACUUGUAACUUAAUUUUGGUCUGUUUACCCAUUAAGACUCAUCGACAUCAAGUAAAGGAACUGAAAAGUGAUUGAGGAUUGCAUGUAUAAGCACAGAUGCUGCAGCUUUUCCGUGUGGCAGUGUUGAAAAAAAAGGAAAUACUCCUACAAUGCACUUUGGUGUGACGUUACAAAUAUCGCAAGAGAUAUUGUUCCGUGAACAAUGCUCAGUCUAAUUUAUCAGCUUCGUUGAAAAUAUAGUGAAAGCUGUUGUAUAUAAGUUUUCUGUAUAAUGUUGACAUGCUCUCAUGUACUAGCAUGCUGCUUUUCACGUAUUUACCUGAAAUAAAUUAUAAACUUUG
Megalobrama amblycephala (Wuchang bream) is the source of this 2457-nucleotide messenger RNA. It is a transcript of the gene foxb1b, whose product is annotated as forkhead box B1b. Gene Ontology annotation, molecular function: RNA polymerase II cis-regulatory region sequence-specific DNA binding; DNA-binding transcription factor activity, RNA polymerase II-specific. NCBI's taxonomy places the organism in Eukaryota, Metazoa, Chordata, Actinopteri, Cypriniformes, Xenocyprididae. The record is from RefSeq and is a predicted model, not a curated record. The coding region runs from base 906 to 1796 and encodes 296 amino acids. Gene Ontology annotation, biological process: anatomical structure morphogenesis; regulation of transcription by RNA polymerase II; cell differentiation. The transcript has a single exon.